This is a messenger RNA of Lucilia cuprina (Australian sheep blowfly), 3691 nucleotides long. RefSeq names its product transcription factor Sp9 (gene Sp1). Gene Ontology annotation, molecular function: RNA polymerase II cis-regulatory region sequence-specific DNA binding; DNA-binding transcription factor activity, RNA polymerase II-specific. The transcript is spliced from 3 exons. Lineage: Eukaryota; Metazoa; Arthropoda; Insecta; Diptera; Calliphoridae. The record is from RefSeq and is a predicted model, not a curated record. The coding region runs from base 1274 to 3175 and encodes 633 amino acids. Gene Ontology annotation, biological process: regulation of transcription by RNA polymerase II.
CUGUCAUUGUUUCUGUUGUUGUUGUUUUGUAUCGUGUUGAAAGCUUUUUGUUUGCCAACGUCUCAUGCGAAACAGUUGCAAGUACAGAAACGAUCAGCUACGACGAUUUUCAAAUUUGCGCGGAUAAAGUAACACACACAAUACAGGAAUAAAUAAACAAAAAACAGUAUAAACAACUUAUACACUCAAAAAAUAUUCUAACAGACAGCAAAAACGCAUCCAUUUUGACUGGCAAGCAAACAUCAAUCAAAUGAUUGUUACAGUUUUUCCACAAGAAAACGAAGUAAAAAAGAACAAAAGUGCGAGUGAAUGAAAGAAAAAAAACCUAAAAAAGGAAACAAACCCUUGAUAACGUAAUCAAAUACAAAAAAAGGGUUAAAUUUGCCACAUACUGAGUUGCUAUCUAUCUCAUCAUAUGUGCGUAAUUUGGCAGCUCACAACACUCUAGUGUUAGAAAACAAUUCUCUAAAUAAACAACUAUUUAUUAACGGUUAAAUUAAUAUAUUACUUUUAAAUUUAUUUAAAUUAAAACAAAAAUAAAACUACUAAAACAAGUGUUUAAAAAUUACAUUUUAUUAAAACAAAAUUCUUAUUUUUAUUAAAAAGAAUAGAAAAAAGCGCCAUGCAGUGAGCAAAUAACAACUAAUUUAUUUACCACCUGUCAUCACUCCUCAUCAACAACUUACACAUGACGGAUUACUAUACGGUCUAACAAAUUUCAAAAACAAAAAGAAAAAUCUAACUAAAAGAACAACAAUUGCAGUUAAGAAUAUACUUAAUAAUCUUUAAACACAAAACAAACAAUAGUUCAUUCAAACUGUGGCACAAAAAGAAGAAAAAAAUCAAGUUUUAUUUUUCUUAAACCCCGAGUGUGAGCACACACAGUAAGAGGCCAAUAAGUUUUUAGCAAAAUCUUUAACAAAAAAAAGUGCAACAAUAGCAUAACCAGCAACAGCGCUUAAGUCCUUUUAAUAAAACAAACAACAAAAGAAAAUUAUUACAUUAAUUUAAAACAAAAACUAGGAUUUUUUGUGUAAAAGUAAUUUCUGAAGAAUUUCUUAAGAAUUUUGUUAAAAUUUCGUUUUAAAGAAGUGUUUGAAUAUAAAAAUAAUCAAUCUUUAUUUUGUGUAAUAUUUUCCUUAAAGUGUUUUUCUACGGCUAUGACAAUACUUCCGGUUUAAAUUAAAAAAAAAAAAAAUCAAGAAAAAUUUUAAUAAAUUACAAUAUUUGACAUUGUUGUAGAGAAUAAAAAUUAAUUAAAAAUUCAACAAACAUGUUAACUGACAUGACACCGACGGCUGGUCAAUUAUAUGGCUCACAAAUACCCACCAUGGGCAUGAAUAUCACUAACAUAGCAACACAUUUACAAAAGCCAACUGUUAAUCCGGAUCACCCUAGCUUAAGAGGCACUCCCUUGGCUAUGCUGGCUGCCCAGUGUAAUAAAUUAAGUAGCAAAUCCCCACCACCACUGGCAGAUGCAGCAGUGGGUAAAGGUUUCCAUCCCUGGAAGAAAAGCCCCACCUCACCAACUUCGCAAGCUAACAGUAACAAUAACAACACCUCCACUGGUUCAACGAGUUCAAACGCCUCAGCAGGUCAACAUUCUCCCUGUGCUAUAUCAUCGGCUUCCUCGACAAAUUCAUCAGUGGGCAGCAAUAUACCAGGCAUCUGCUCUUCAGCAGGUUCCAAUACUUCUCGGAGUAUACCCGGCAGUGGCAUAAACACCAUGGUUAAUAUAACAGCCAGCAUUUAUCCUUACAGUCGUCCCAUAACCUCAUCCUGCGCUGCUGUUACCACACCCUCGGCCUAUGGCAGUGAUUUAUUCUAUCCCAAUACCUCUACCACUACCGGUGGCAUGGUCACCGAUAAUCAUCAUAUGCAUCAGGGCUUGUUGGGCAAAGUGGAAGGGGCCACCUUUGGUUCGGUGUACUCCAGACAUCCAUAUGAUUGGCCGUUUAAUGCGGUGACUGCAUCAGCCCAUAAAGCAGCAGAGGCUGCCAGUGUUAAUUCGGGUUGGUGGGAUAUGCAUAGUGCUGCUGCUGGCAGCUGGUUGGACAUGGGUGGAGCAGCUGGUAUGCAUUCGACUAUGGCCAAUUAUGCUACCGCCACUUCUGACUAUUCUUCAGCCUUAAGUCAUUCGCUUUCAAAUACGGCUCAUCUUUUGGGUUCUGGACAACAUUUACUACAGGACACCUACAAAAGUAUGUUGCCUACCCAAAGUGUGGGAGGGUUCUCGCUACCACAUAGUUCCCCCUCUGCAGUAUCGACAGCUUCAACACCACAGGCGACGUCUCCUACCACACCCUCACCUAGAUCUCAGCGUAGAUAUGCUGGACGAGCUACUUGUGAUUGUCCUAAUUGUCAAGAAGCCGAACGUUUAGGACCAGCAGGUGUACAUCUAAGAAAGAAAAAUAUACACUCCUGUCAUAUACCAGGUUGUGGUAAAGUUUAUGGUAAAACUUCUCAUCUUAAAGCCCACUUAAGAUGGCAUACCGGUGAAAGACCAUUUGUAUGCAAUUGGCUGUUCUGUGGCAAACGUUUUACCCGCUCGGAUGAGCUGCAAAGACAUUUAAGAACCCAUACUGGUGAAAAACGUUUCGCUUGCCCUAUUUGCAACAAACGCUUCAUGCGUAGUGAUCACUUGGCCAAACAUGUCAAGACCCAUAAUGGUGCCACCCCGCCAAAUGGCAUUAAAAAAGGUUCAUCAGAAUCUUGUAGUGAUUCUGAGGAUGUAAACAAUCAAUCCAAUGAAUCAAAUGGUUUAAAUAAUUCGGGCAAUGGCAGUAACAAUACUAACAAUGGCAACACUAAUAGCAACAGUCAUCCUGGUACACCCAAUUCCCAUCAACCCGGUACUCCCACACAAGGUCUUAAUCAAAAUUUACAUUUGUCCUCGCCUCAUCAUAUGUCGAGUGGAUCCCCGGUUAUGUUUAACCAUCAGCAGCAUCAACUGCAUCAUCAACAACAACAGCAGCAGCAACAGGUCCAACAUCAUUUGCAUCAACAACAGCAACAACAACAACAGCAGCAGCAGCAACAACAGCAUUCUCAUCCUCAUUUACAUGCUCACAGCCAUCAUCAUCACCAUCAUUUAGUGGGUAGCAAUUCGGCUGCCUCCAGUCCCGUGCUAGAUCAUCACAGUACUUUAGUUGACAUAAAACCACCCAUGGUUUGAGGUUCACUAGGACCCUUUCUGUUUAGUAACUGAACAGAGGCCGGGUCCUAUCUAAAGGAUUUUAUAACAACAAUGGCUCUUUUUGAGGAUGAAGAAAGGGGUGAUUUAUAAAGAAAGAAACAAAUGUAAUAAAUUAAAUACUUAAUAUUGUAAAUAAAACUAAUUAUGGAUUGUUAGUACUUAAACAAUAAAAUUACUAAAUUAAUUAUAAAUUAUUAAGCUAAAUUAAAAUGAAAACGAAUUAGAAAAAGAGCACUUAAGAGAGGGUAUAAAGAGUUCCAAAAGAGUAAAAAGCUAAACAAGAAAACUUAAAAAGCACAACCAAGCUCUAAGAGAGAAAAGUGGAUAACACAUAAAAAGUACUUAAUUAAAAACAAAUAAAUUAGUUAGAACUUUUAGCUAAAAACAAAUAAAUCCCUUUAACCAAAACCCCUGUACAUUAAGAAUUACAAUAAUUUUACAAAUUAAUCCAAACCAAACUCUCAACGAGCAAUUUAUAACAAAUAUACAAUUAAA